AGAUCACGCCUGUGCGGUUUGGUUUGGUCUGGUUUGGUCUAGACAGACCACACUCAACGAAAAAUGAACAAUUUGUUUUGUCAACCACACAAAAAAUUGAACCAAUAACCAAGAAAAAUAAUUGUUAUUUGCCUUGAAACAUUAAUCCUAACAUUUAUGAAUAAUUUUGGUACCCUAAUUCUUAAUACAUAACAAAUAUUUAAAGUAAAAGCAUCUCAACUUGCAUCAUAGCGUCAUAAAAUAUUAACAUAAUGUCAUAUUGAGACAUGAUUAUCUCUACUCUCUGGUUAAAUAUGGUUGUGAAUGAAGGAGAGACGAGAUUCACAAAAUUAAGGUUGAGACUUGGGUGUUGUUGUGGGAGUUGGGAGAGUGGUCAAAUGGGUUGUUAACACGUAUUGACAAGUCGGUUGGGUCCACGGUUUGGUCCGGUAAACCGCGGUCUAGACCAGACCAAAAGAUCAAAACAUAAAAUAAUACAAACCAUGGACCAGACCAGACCAUACUUAACGGUCUACGAUCCGGACCAAACUAUACGAUACGAUUUGGACCACGGUUUUUCUAACAGUCUCGUCUGUUUUCCAGCCCUACUGGUACACAAGCCGCAGAGUAUUAAUUAUUUUGACCGUGAAUGCAGAAUUGAUCAUCCUCUCUUCUGAUAUAACAGAGCUAUCCAUUAGAUGGAAUGCCUCUUGUGUUGUUUGAUUCUCGUUCCAAGUACUCUGUUUUGGCUGUUUCUGGAAGAUUCAGGCCUAAGGUUCAAAGCAUUGAUCUUAGUUUGUCGCGCCUGCGGUAAAAUUGUACGGCUUUGGAGUUCCUAUCUAGUCAGGUGUAGCCUGUCGAUAGAUGCGGUUUUCUGCAGAAACAACGUGUUCAUCGACGGCUAUUUCUUUGGAGGAAAGUCACCAUCCUAAAAUGGCUGGGAAAGGUCUCCUUCCCAAAGAAUGAUCACCGUACAGUAAGGAGUACAUCAGAUGAUUAAUAUGCUGCAGCUUGUCAGUGAAGCCAGUUUGAUGCCUAUUCCAUGUUUUUGUUGCCCGAAUCCAAUGGUCCUCGUUGGCCUUAUAUGUCUAUGCUUGUCGUUGCUCUCCUCUGGAACCUUAAACAACGGAGAACGAUGCUCCAGCCUUUUUUCACCUCUCCCUUCCAUUUUAAAUGCCCACCUAGCUAGCUUUUCGAUUUCAGUCCACCAUCCCAAAAGUCUCUCUCACUCACUCUCUCAAUUGGGUUCUCUGAAAAAAUGACGACUUUCUUCUCAUUGGAGCUGAUAACUGAGGCUGCUUCGAACUCGGUGAUGGUCUUCUUCUUCUGCAAUCUGAUCAUCGUCACCAUCCUCGUCGCCUCCUCCUCCUCCUCGACAAGCGGAAUGCACCACGUGUCGAUGGUGGGAACUCCCUACUACCACGUGACUAUUCACCAGCAGGAGGAGACUCUGGUUCUUGGUGCAGGAAAUGAUGCUCUGCUUUCCGGUGAUGAAAACAGAGCAUCUUGGUCGUUGUCGUCGUCCUCGGAACCUAAGUUGGGCGCAUUGGCAACAACUGCCCACCAAGAUGUAGAAAAAGAAGAAGAAGAGGAAAAGGAGGAAGAAGAAGAAGCUGAUUGCAGUAGUGGUGGAGCAGAAAAUGGAAAAGAGCAUUGCAAUGACAAUGAUGAGGAGGAGGAGGAGGAUGAACUGAGAAGGAGAGUUGAGGAGUUCAUAGAGAAGACUAACAAGGAAUGGCGGGCAGAAUUGCUGAGAACAUCAAAAUCACGGCUCAUGAUUGCUGGUUGAUUGCUUCCAAAUCACUAGAUAUGAAUGGUGAUUGAUGGUCGAAAUUCAGGAAGAGAGUUUUUUUUAUUGUUCCCAAGGAAUUUGGAAACUCAGAAAGCCACGUCCAGACAUUUUAAUGGCCGGCUCCUUUUAUCUUUCUUUCUAUAUUCUUCGCAGAAGAAACAUGAAUUGUAUUC
Linum trigynum is the source of this 1944-nucleotide messenger RNA. The record is from the annotation of a GenBank genome assembly. Lineage: Eukaryota; Viridiplantae; Streptophyta; Magnoliopsida; Malpighiales; Linaceae.